GAAGCUUGUGCUCUGUCUGUGGACGGUGCAGCUGUUUGUCCGUCCCACUAAUCUGCGUGGCUGUCAGUGCUUCCUCCUGCUGCCGCCGCUGAGCAUGGUGCUCGGCUGCUCUUCAUCACAGGACGGAGGAGACUUCAGCUCCUCAUCAUCUAGCCUACAGGUUGCGGAUAUGGAUCGUUCAACGCACGAUUAGGACACAACAGCACUGUCACCAAGCUGUUUUUCAUCCCUGCAUCAUGGAAGCUCAGCCUGUUGCAUCAUGGGAGCUCCUCUGCAGUGUGACAGAUACAAUAUAUGAGAACUGAAGGGUCGUCAUGGAGACUGACAGCUACACCUCAGGUGCGGCAACCGUUGACUGGAUUGGGACCUUGGCCGGGCUGGAUGGAAUGGGAGUCUAUCAGGAGCAAGGUGGAGAGGGCUCAUCAAGCAGUUCAACAUCCUGGCACAUGCCAUACUCUCUGGGCUUCCAAGUGUCCCUCACUGCCUUCCUCAUGCUGGAGCUGGUGUUGGGUUUUAGCAGCAACCUGACUGUGCUGGUGCUCUACUGCUCUCAGUCCAAUUUGGUGGACUCGGUGAGCAACAUGGUGACUGUCAACUUGCAUGUUCUGGAUGUGGUUGUAUGUGUGCUGUGCGUGCCGCUUACUCUGGUGGUGGUGCUUCUUCCUCCAGGACCAAACCUGGCCUUGCUCUGCUGCUUCCAUGAGGCAUGUAUUACCUUUGCCAGCAUCGCCACAGCCAUCAACAUCCUGGUUAUCAGCUUGGACCGGUAUGAUAUCUCAGUGCGACCGGCCAAUAGACUGCUGACAACACGCAGAGCAGCGCUCCUUCUGGCUUCUGUCUGGCUAACGUCAGUUGCUGUGUUUUUUAUCCCAUUCUUGGAGGUGCAGUGGUCCAAUGCAGAAGGAGCAGAGGAGGCAAAACAGGGAACAGCCUUGACUUUGUCCUCACAUGCCGUUGGUGCCACAGUGGUGCCAGCAUGGCGGAACAGGACCCUCUUAUGUGUUGGUGGUCAGGGCUAUCACACUGGCUUGGGGAUGUAUUACCAUCUGAUCCUACAGGUGCCCAUUUUCUUUACCACGGUGGCAGUCAUGUUAUUUACCUACUCCAAAAUACUAAGAGCUUUAAACAUCCGCAUUGGCUCCCACAUGAGGAAAAGCCAGCGGUUCAGGGGUCACAACAAGAGACAGAAAAAAAGGAAGGCAGGGCUUAGAAUGGAUGAAGACAGGGACAUAGGAGGAGAACAGUGCACCACAGAUGGGACCAAACAACUCAAUCAUCCUCCCCUCAUCCCUUCCCCAUCUCCUACCCCGACAGCUACCUCCCCUCCUGCUCUAUCCUCUGCAGCUCCACUCGUUACUUCUGACUUGGGCACUGCUGCUCCCCUGCCAGCCUCUAUGGGUGUCCAGGCCUCUGUGUCAGCAAUAAUUGCUCUGCGCCGUGCAGUGCGACGGCACCGAGAUCGGAGAGAGCGCCAACGACGGGUGUUCAGGAUGUCCCUCAUCAUCAUCACAACUUUCUUGGGCUGUUGGGCUCCUCUUUCUGUGACUAAUGUGCUCAUCCUGGGGAUUGGGCCCAGUGAUGUCCUGGUCAGCCUACGCCUCUGGUUCCUGGCCCUGGCUUAUGGCACCACUGUCUCCCACCCUUUGCUCUACGCUUUUACUCGGCAGAAACUGCGCCGUGCUCUCCGUGCCAAAGUAAAGAAGAGGGUAGUGUCCCUGCUCCAAGUGGACCCCUCACCAGGGGGCACAGUAAUACACAAUUCCUGGGUGGAGAACAGAAAAACCAGCCGCCAGGUGCGACUAGAGGCAAGCGAAGGCACUGACCGCCACCUGGCAGAGGCCCUCUGAGACUGAAAACUCAUGGGUAAGACUGGAAUAAUUAAAAAGCAAAACAGAGUCACAGGUGUUGUGUUCCAUCAUCAGACUCACUGAUGCGAGAAGCUGGUGUAAGAUAUGUGAAAAAAAACACAUUUUUACCUCUGGGAGAUGUUUUAAUGUAACCACCAUCAGCAAGCCCCUGAUAAACGCAACUACCUUCACUUCAGGCAAUAUUUAAAACAGGAUGCUGUCGUCUCUGCAGUGCACACAGCUCCUGCAGCUGAAGAAAAUCAUUCCACAAAGCGGGAGAUGUACUCUUUCAGAUACUGUGGUGUAUUUACAUCUGGAACUGUCCUGAAUGUUUUUACCCAGCAGAGGAUACAAUCUGCUUCUCGCUCUGAUGCUUUCAGACAGCUUUUAAAACAAUGUUGAUAAACUUCAAACACAUAAAUAUUCUUUGAAUGUAUUCAAUAUUACCCCUGCCUUUAUUUUGCUCUGAAGUUUGGAUUAAAUCUAUGUUGUGCAUUCUGAAAGAAGGUGAACAUGUGAGACACUGUGCCUGCUAGAUGAAAGAUGAUAGGGGUGCAUCAUGAUUUAAGAGGGUUUGCUACAUGUGUGGAAUAUUAAUAUUACUUAGUCAUUAGAAUUUUUGCAGUGUUUACAUAAGAUUUAGCAUCAGCCCUUGACAUAAAUUCAGUUUAUAUCAUUUCUAGUUUAUAGCAAAUAUUUUAUCUGGUGUUGAAACAAC
This is a messenger RNA of Melanotaenia boesemani (Boeseman's rainbowfish), 2565 nucleotides long. RefSeq names its product G-protein coupled receptor 22-like. Lineage: Eukaryota; Metazoa; Chordata; Actinopteri; Atheriniformes; Melanotaeniidae. Gene Ontology annotation, molecular function: peptide binding; G protein-coupled receptor activity. The record is from RefSeq and is a predicted model, not a curated record. Bases 315 to 1847 code for a protein of 510 amino acids. The transcript is spliced from 2 exons. Gene Ontology annotation, biological process: G protein-coupled receptor signaling pathway. Gene Ontology annotation, cellular component: membrane.